Molecule: messenger RNA, 2351 nt
Organism: Leucoraja erinaceus (little skate)
Lineage: Eukaryota; Metazoa; Chordata; Chondrichthyes; Rajiformes; Rajidae
Product: complement C1q subcomponent subunit C-like
Exons: 3
Coding region: 167-889 (240 amino acids)
Molecular function (GO): protein binding
Source: RefSeq, a predicted model, not a curated record
CACUUUCCCUCCCUCCCUCCCUCUCGAAAAGCUACAUGUUCAUCUACAACGUUUAGAAUUGUGCAAACCCAUUCUGCUCCACUAAAGUCUCGCUUCUUAGAAUUCUCUUUGCAAAGCUUCCAUCGACAUAAGGUUUUCGGAUCCUGCCGACUUGGUCAAACAAACCAUGGAAUCCAAUUGUAUUUCUCUGAUGCUGCUGCUAACAGUGCUGGGUGCAUUGGUAUCAGGUUUAGAAACGGCCUCUGGAAUUCCUGGGAUACCUGGGAGUCAUGGAGUACCAGGAAUGUCUGGCAAAGAUGGCCGAGAUGGCCCGAAAGGAGCAAAAGGAGAUCCAGGGCCCUCUGUUUCGGCUGGUGGUCUGGAGGAAAGCGGUGACAAGGGCGAUCCAGGAAUCAAGGGGCCGAUUGGGAAAAGGGGACGCAGAGGACCAUCAGGCAACAAAGGAGACCCAGGCAUCAUGGGUGUAAUAGGGGAGAAGGGAAAAUCAGGAGACUACAAGAGCACUUUGAAAUCUGCGUUUUCUGCAAAAAGGAAAGUGUAUACAUACCCACCACGAGACAGCCCCAUCAAAUUUACUGAUAUCCUGUCUAAUGACCAGAACCACUACGACAGUAGCACAGGAAAGUUCACCUGCCACAUAUCAGGCUACUAUUACUUUGUGUACCACGCGACCUCAAAUAACAACCUGUGCGUUAACAUGAAUAAGAACGGAGAGACGAUAACUAGCUUCUGUAGUCAUGGGGAUUUCGUUCAGGUCAGUUCAGGAGGCCUUGUGCUUCAUUUGCAGGUCAGUGACAAGGUUUGGCUUGAAGCAACUGUGUACAACGCCUUAAUGGGACAAAGAAAUCAUGACAGUGUCUUUAGUGGGUUUCUUCUCUUUCCGGAUUAAGAAUGAUUGAAAUAUUGAGGAAAAAUCUCUGACGAAACACUUUGUUGGAAAUUAUACACCAUUUGCCGAUUAAAGCCUAAAUAAUAUACUCUCUCUUCUCUAGUUCAUGCCUUCUCAGUCAAAGUCAAGGUCUGAAGAAGGUUGCUAACCCGAAACAUCACCCAUCCUUUAUUUGCAGAGAUGCUGCCUAACCCGCUGAGUUACUAUAGCUCUUUGUAUCUACUGUAUCUAUGAGUUGUCACCUCUUUGUGAACAGGCCACAAUGAAUGGCAUUAGGGGGAUGGAUAUUGUGCCAUGGAGCAAAGAACAGUCCUUGAAAAAUGGACAGACUUACACCAACACAAUAGGUCACUGUAAGAUGCAGCAAUGUGGAAGUCUUGGGGCACUGUUGCUUGAGAAGCUGAACUUUGUGUUAUGUUAAGUCCUCACCACAGGCCAUAGUUACUGCAUUGAUGUUAAACUAACUUCACUGAGACGGCUGCUGAGCCUACACCAGGGUGUAAACAGCUCAGGUUUCCUUCCCUGCACUCACUGAAUUGUCCCCAUUUAAGAUCUCGCAGGCCUGAUAUAACCUGGAGAUAACACCAGCACCCAGCCCAAAGCACCAAACACAACCACCACCCCAAUCAGUCCCUGCCCAACACCAGCCCCAGCGCCAACCCUAGACCCAUCCCCAUGCCCAUCCCUAGCCACAUCCCCAGUCCUUACUCCAUCCCAGCUCUAACCCUCACUCCAGCCCAACCCCAAAAACAACCACAACCACAACCGCAUUCAGCCCCAGCUCCAACACCAGUGCCAACCACAGUCCAUAGCCCCAUCCCCAUCCACAUCCUUAGCCCAACCUUAAUUCCUUCCCAAGCUCCAGCCCCACCCUCAGAGCUACCCCAGCCCAACCUCAGCCCCAAACCCAAUGUGAAGUUUGGAUAUUAUGCAUCCUAAUGUGUUCAAUGUGACAUACCGCUGUCUUUUUCAUCGCAGUUGCCACCUAUUUGGCUGUUAAUUGCUUGGCCUGGAAGCAAAUUACAUCCCUCAAACAUAUUGGCAAUCUCUCAAUUUACAAAAUCUUUGUUGUGCUUCAGUGCAAAACCUGACAAUUAUAUUUUUGAAAGAUCAUAUCAUACACACAAUAUAAUAAGUAUGCUGGAAGAAUGUACUACUUGCAGUAUAAAUACAUUGUAAUAUUUUGUUAACUUCGUAAAUACCUGAUUAUUUCAAGAUGAAUUUCAAAGGAUCAACAUAUAUCUGAAAGUCUAGUUCACAGGAAUAGUUGUUGUCAUUCCUCACUAUGGAAACCCUCACUCUAUUAAUGUUGUGGGGAUUGAGUAGAAGAUAAGUAUUUUUUGUCAUUUAUUGUUUUUUUUCAUUGCUUUCUUCCAAAAACCUAUUUCCACAUAUGAAAUGUACAUAAAGAUAUUACUGAACUAUUAGAGAAAAUAUCAAUAAAAAUUUCUUAGAUUGAGAA